CCACGUCUUCCAUGCCCGCAGUCCCUCUUCACGCAUGCGCGGGUGGCGGUGGCAGAGGCGGAGUUGGAACGGUACGCGCGCGGUUGGCGGAAUGGUCUUGAACCAGGUACGGGCCGUUUUCUUUGAUCUGGACAACACGCUCAUCGACACGGCCGGGGCGAGUAGAAAAGCCAUGUUGGAGGUGAUAAAGCUCUUACAAUCAAAAUACCAUUACAAAGAAGAGGCUAAAACCAUCUGUGACAAAGUGCAAGUUAAACUCAGCAAGGAAUGUUUUCAUCCUUCCAGUACUUGCAUUAAUGAUCUCAGGACUUUACAUUGGGAAGAAGCAAUCCAGGAAACGAAGGGUGGUGCAGCCAAUAGGAUAUUGGCUGAAGAAUGUUAUUUCCUGUGGAAAUCUACACGUUUACAGCAUAUGAUACUAGCAGAAGAUGUCAAAGCCAUGCUCACUGAACUUCGAAAGGAGGUCCACCUACUUUUACUAACAAAUGGAGACUGCCAGACCCAAAGGGAGAAGAUCGAGGCUUGUGCCUGCCAGUCCUAUUUUGAUGCUAUCGUUGUAGGUGGAGAGCAGAAAGAAGAGAAACCAUCACCUUCCAUAUUUUAUUACUGCUGUAGUCUCCUUGGAGUACAGCCUGGGGACUGUGUGAUUGUUGGUGACACACUAGAAACUGAUAUACAAGGAGGUCUUAAUGCAGGGCUAAAAGCAACAGUCUGGAUAAAUAAAAAUGGAAUAAUGCCACUGAAGUCAUCCCCCAUGCCACAUUAUAUAAUUUCUUCCGUGCUAGAGUUACCUGCUGUCUUACAAAGUAUAGACUGUACAGUCAAUAUGUCAGCUUAAAGCACAUAAAAGGACAUGAUUAUGUAUUUUAGGGUAAAAUUACAGGGUUUGAACUAAGAAAAGUUAAGGCAUUCCAUAUAUUAUGACCCAGUUCUAAGAAUAAUUUUACUUAUGAUUCAGUGACCAGCCAACCAUUGACUGGUAUUUAUAUCUGGAAAUCCAGAGUACAUUAAUUAAUACAAGUUAUUUUUAGUAGGAUAAUCCAGAAAACUUGAGGAAAUAUAUUAUUUGUUAAAUCUGUAACUUGAGGUUUUUAAAGAAUUAUUUUAUUAAUCUUUUAAUAUCUUGGAUCCAUGAAGAUACCAGGCAAGAUAGCUUAUACUGGAUUCACAAAUACAAGUUUUAUGUUCUGUCUUAAAAAUAGAUAUAUUUUAGGGGCGCCUGGAUGGCUCAGUCGGUUAAGUGUCUGAUUUCGGCCCAGGUCAUGAUCUCAUGGUUUGUGGGUUCAAGCCCCACGUCAGGUUAUUAGCUGACAGCUCAGAGCCUGGAGCCUGCUUCGGAUUCUGUCUCCCUCUCUCUCUGCCCCUCCCCGACUUGUGUUCUGUCUCUCUCUCAAAAAUAAACAUUAAUUAAAAAUAAAAAUUUUUUAAAAAGAUAUAUUUUAAAAAUAGAUAUUCCAGAAAAGAUAUAUUAGAGAUUUAUUAGAAUAAUCAGAUCUGGUUAAUAGUAAAUAGUACUAAGUCACAUGCCAAACUAAGGUAUUCCGUAGUGAAAUUACUUUGCAUAUUUUUUUUAAACAUAUGCCAUAUUUUUGCCUACUUUGAAUUACAUACAUUCUUUUAUGAAUCUAAUUUUUCUGCAUGACCUUUUUCUGGGGGUGGGGGGGGGUACAAUUUUCCUAUGGUGUAUACACAACGGAUUCCUCCAGUAAAAAAGCUGUUAAAAUCAGCAUGUGGUGCUCCUUCUCUGACAUUUUCACAUCUUUGCAGAGUGUACUUAUAGGUUCUUAUUGUCUUUACCUCUUACAGAAGUAUUUUUACAAUCUUUUCCCAGGUACACAGUGGGUUAAGGGGACUAGGCUGUCUUGCUGAGGAUAAGUACAAACCACAGGGUACCAAGUCAUUUUCCUUCUGUGGAUACUUCAGAGGGGGAUUGCCUUGGUGCAGCCUAACCACACAGCUCUCCCAUGAAUUCUUUACUGGCCUGAACAGUUUCACCCAUAUGAUGAAAUCUAAGAGAAAAUUAUGUUUUGCUAUAAGAUAUUUCCAAGGUGUCAUUUUAAUAUAACUUAAGGGGCUCUGGGUGUUAACCAUCUGCCUUAAGUCUCCAGUUUUUCAAAUUCUAGGAAAUAUAUCCUUGUUUCACAAUUUUUAUAUCGAAUUCAUUGUUCACUUUGGGCUUAUUAAUUAAGGAUUAAGGCAUCUUGCAACUAGAAAACUUUUUCUAGGCCAUUAAGCUAGACUGUCUCAUGACUUCAGUCAAACUUGGAGUAAAAUGGUUAAUUAAGGAAAAAAGAAAGAAUGACUUAGUUUGGUUUUUCGUAGGUUUUUGUUUUAACCUUUAUAUAAGAAGCUACUAACGUAAAAUAUUAGACUUUUAGGAUAUGUAUAACUAUACAUACAACUAUAGUUAUACAUAUCCUCAUUUAAAUAUCCUGUGAUUAUGAUACUUAGACUCUAGCUUAUGCCUAUCUGUAACUAUUUCUUUAGCCAAUCAUUUUCUGUCUACUGCCAAGAACAGGAUUCUCUGCCAUUGUGCAAAUGUCCUGUUGUGUUUACUUCUCACUCUUAAUUUUUAAAACUGUGAUUGUGCCCUUGACUAUCCCAUGGUGUUGUUGCUAUGAAGCUGAACAAUAGUGAACAGGGUAUGUUUGUGUAUAGUUCCAUGUGACCUUGAUUAUAUUUUAGCUAUUUAAAAAAUAUUAAAUUGGAAGAUCUUGACAAAAAUAACUAUAUGCAUGAUUUCUCUAAUAGAUUGAUGUGUGAUGCCGAGGGUUUGUCCUUUUAGCUAUCCCACAGGAUGGAUGUAGGCAGUGUCACAUUCAUUAUGCUAACUGGAGAAGAUUCAUUGCUUCUAGAUUAUAGUGACAGAACUCAGCAAGAUAGUUUCUAGGAUGUCAAGUGAGCAGUUCUUCAGCAAAAGUUAUGGAGGAGAGGGGGAAUUAAAAGAUUAUUUCCUUGUCCUCCCUGUGAUUUCUGUACAGUGCACUAAUGCAGUAUUGCAUUCCAUUUGCACCCUUCCUUAGGGAAAGACCUGGUCGUUUUCUGCCUUCUGAAUGGAAUAUUACAAAAGAUAUUAAGGAAUCUUGGAGUAGACCUGUGAUUUUAUUAACAAUGUUUCUAUUUUAGAAUAAUGUUCCUCUUGAUUAAAAAAAAUAAUGUAACAGGGGCACCUGGGUGGCUUAGUCAGUUAAGUGACUUCGUCUCAGGUCAUGAUCUUGUGGUCCCUAAGCUUAAGCCCUGCAUUGGGCUGUGUGCUGACAACUAGGAGCCUGGAGCCCACUUCAGGUUGUGUCUCCCUCCCCCUCUGCCCCUUCCCCACUCGCGCUCUCUCUUUCUCUCUCAAAAGUAAAUAAAAAUUUUUUUAAAAAUCCCUUAUUUAAAAAAAUGAUGUAACAAUAAUGUCCUGUCAUCUUUUUUUUUUCAGUUUCUUCAAAGUGGUAUGUUCUACAAAGCCCUAAAUUCUCAAUUGUCUAGAGUCUCUCCCAAGCACUAAAUUAUAUAGGAAGGCCAAGAGUAGACACAAAUGGACACUGCACCUGGAUACUAACAGAAAGAUGGAUGUUUUCUGAUUCCAUAUACACAUCUAACCCACUGGUGCACAAACAUUUUAGAUCUGGUAGGAGCCAAGACCCAGUGGCUGCUCAGUAAGUAUUGUAGGAAAGGAUUUUUAUAGUUACAGAGACAUUUGGUUUAGCACUUUCAAACUUCUUUGUAGCCUACAAAAGAAACGGUUUCCAUCACCAUCCAUUAAGUACAUUUAUAGUGAACUUAUUAAUAUAUAUUAAAUAGUUUUAUAUACUUAAAACUGAGGUAAGUUUUAUUAAACUACAUGCUACUAUACAUGGUCAGUUUUUUUCACUCCAUCUCUCCAUCUCUUUAACUUAGGGAAUAUAUUCAUAUUUGAACAAUUACUAUUUGGGAUACACAAGUCAAAAGAAUAAAACAGUGAAUGGCAAAGUCUCCUUUCUUUCCCAGAGGCUCACCACUCCUAUAGGCCACUGUUGUAAGCGACUUCCUGUGUAUCUGCAUGAGUGGGGGAUGGGCAGAGAGAGGGAGGGAGAAUCCCAAGCAGGCUCUGUACUGCCAGUGUGGAGCCUAACGUAGGGGCUCCAUCCCACAAACCACCAUGAGAUCAUGACCUGAGCUGAAAUCAAGAGUCGGAUACUUAACCAACUGAGCCACCCAGGAGUCCCUAGAAUUCCUUUCAGUUAAGCAAGAUUUUUAUUUCUGCUUUUCAGUUUUAGAAAAAAAUGCUCUUGCUAAGAUAUUAAUUGAAAAAGAGAGUCCUAAAGCUUCUGUUUACAUCAUUUGUGUUAGGAACAUACACUUUUCCUGGUCUCUGGCAUCCACUAUCAUUCUUGUUAAAAUCAUCAAUAAAAGUGAUGGUUCCAUUGACUUUCACUGUGCCUUCAUUCACUUUGAGGGGAAGGUCAGCACAGCUAUGGAGCGAGCCCUUGCCCCUGCUCCACUCUGACUAAUUUCCCUCCACUGCAUAUUGCCAUCCUUGUGAUUCCCUUUGUCUCUUAUGUUGGAUUUCCUGGUUUUGUCUUGUGUGUUCCCAUGUUUAAUUUGUGUGACAGGUAAAAUGCUUAAGAUUGUAAGUAUCUGAAAAUGCCUUUAUUAUCUUCUAUUAUUGAUAAGUUUAAUAGCAUGCAGUUGGAUAUCAUUUUCAUCCAGAAUUUCAAAGGCAUUGCUCUACUAUGGCUGCUAGAAGACAUAUUUAUGUGACCAGUUUUCUUUUCUCUUGAAGCUCUUAGAACUGUUGUUUUCCCCCAGUGAUCUGUGAUGAUAUAUCUUGGUGAUGGUCUGUUUUCACCCUAUGUGCUCAGCACUCUGAGCUCUUCUGAUCAAAAUCUUAAUGUUCUUCAGUCCUGGAGAACUAAUGUAAUUACUUCAUUGAAUGUUGCUUCUCCACUGUUUUCUUGCUUUCUUUUUCUGGAACUCUUACUGUUCAGAUGAUGGAUUUCCUCUACUGACCUGCUGUGUUUAACCUUUUCUCCUAUUUUUCCAUCUGUAAUUUUGUUCCACUUUUGGGGAGGUUUCUUCAACUUUAUCUUCCAGUCCUAUUGAUUUUUUCCCCUGUCACCAUAUUUUUUAAUUUCCAAGAGCUUUGCUUUGUUUUCUAGAUGUUUCUUUUUAAUAACUGUUUUUGUUUUGAGCGGAGUAUUAUCUCUCAGAAAAUUGUUAAGUCUUUGAAGAAUCCAUAGAAUCCACUGUUUCUUCCAAGUUGCUCUAAUCUGUUUCUUUGGAUCUAUUUGUCACAUUAAAGCCUUUCCUUAUAUUCCUGGAAGUCCUGGGUAUUCAUGAAUAAGAGAGAAGGGAUGCUCAGAGCCUGGAGCCUGCUUUGCUUUGCGUCUCCUCCUCCCUCUGCCCCUCCCCUGCUUGUGCUCUGUCUCUCAAAAAUAAACAUUAAAAGAAAUUAUCCUACUCCUAGAAAUAGGGCUAAAACUUAGCCAGAAUAAAACCAUACUUUUUAUUAAAAUUUUUUAACGUUUAUUUAUUUUGAGAGUGUGUGUGUGUGUGUGUGUGUGUGUGUGUUUGAGUGAGAGUAGGGGAGGGUCAGAGAGAGAGACACAGAAUCUGAAGCAGGCUCCAGGCUCUUAGCUGUCAGCCCAGAGCCAGAUGCAGGGGCUCCAACUCCCAGACCAUAAGAUCAUGACCUGAGCUGAAGUUGGACGCUUAAUUGACUGAGCCACCCAGGUGCCCCCAGAAUAAAACCAUGUUUUUAAUUAGUCUUCAAAUAUAUUACAUAUGUGACAAUAUAGUUAUUCCCACUGGAUUUCUUGGAAGAUUUUUUUUUUCUAGAUUGUCAGUCUGAUCUUUUAUGGAUAAGAUGAUAAAAUGGUUUAAAGAAAUUAUGUUCAUGAUUUUACUGAAAUGGGAACGAAGAGUGACUGCUUACUAGGUACAGAGUCUCCUUUUGGAAUGACAAAAGUAAUUCUGGAACUAGAUAGUGAUGGUUUGAUUGUGAAUGUACUAAAUACCCCCAAAUUGUACAAUGAUAAGUGAUCUAAAAGUUACAUUUUAUUAUGGUUUAUUGGUGUAUAUCACCUAUAUUCCACUUGCUGAGUUCCUAAUAAUGAGAAACAUAUGUUUAAUCUUUUCACAUAUCUCCAAAGCUUGAAAUCUGUGUUGAAGAUUUAAUAAGUAACAGUAAGAUACACUGAAAACUACACAUACAGUGCUUCACUGAGUGUCCACUGAUAAAUGGGACUGUUCUCCCCUGAAAACAGCUGUUACAUUUAACUCCUUGGAAUGAGCAAAUUUUGUGGGAAUUUGGUGGGUUGAGCCCUCUCUUAAAGAACAGUAAACAACAUGGAGGCAAUGUAAGCACAAUGGGUGCACCCCACACUGAGGCUGGCGAGAUGACUUAUUCAAGGCCCUGCCAUGUGAAAGCCUAGCCACACUCAGUCCCACUCUUUCUAGGGCUGCCAAAUCUAAUGCUUGCCCCCACAUACUAACUAAUGGCCCCCAGUAAAGUGCAGGACAUUGUGGCAGGUUAAAGACAAUGCAAGGAUGACAUUUGGAAUACCAACAGAUAUAAAAACUAAGAAACUUAAUAGGAGACACACGUGUAACCAGUGCCAGCAAUGACAUUGAGAUGUAAUAAAAAUUUUUUCUGUCA
Panthera uncia (snow leopard) is the source of this 6625-nucleotide messenger RNA. It is a transcript of the gene NANP, whose product is annotated as N-acetylneuraminic acid phosphatase. Gene Ontology annotation, molecular function: hydrolase activity. NCBI's taxonomy places the organism in Eukaryota, Metazoa, Chordata, Mammalia, Carnivora, Felidae. The transcript has 2 exons. Bases 35 to 838 code for a protein of 267 amino acids. The record is from RefSeq and is a predicted model, not a curated record.